This is a messenger RNA of Brassica napus (rape), 1099 nucleotides long. RefSeq names its product acid phosphatase 1-like. The record is from RefSeq and is a predicted model, not a curated record. Gene Ontology annotation, molecular function: acid phosphatase activity. The transcript is spliced from 3 exons. Bases 131 to 946 code for a protein of 271 amino acids. NCBI's taxonomy places the organism in Eukaryota, Viridiplantae, Streptophyta, Magnoliopsida, Brassicales, Brassicaceae.
CAGAUUUGUGUUUCUCUAAUUCUUUAUUGCUAUGGCUACGUACUUCGACUCUUCUCUACCUAUAAAAUCCUCUUUACAUACACACUUGUGAUCAGAUUCUCAAAGAUCUAAGCCUCUUCAUUUUCAAAACAUGGGCAGAUCCAUAUUUCUUUCUCUAGCACUAGCCUCACUCUUGGUCGGAGUCGUCUCAGCUCGUGACUGGAACAUCUUGAACCAGCUCAAAGGACUGUCGUCAUCAUCAAGCCAAAACGGUAUUGUUUCUUCAGGGGUCUCGACGAACCUGAAACGGUACUGCGAAAGCUGGAGGAUCAACGUGGAAGUCCACAACGUGAGAAACUUCGAUGUGGUGCCUCAGGAGUGCGUGUCGCACGUCAAGAAGUACAUGACGUCGUCGAAGUACGAGGACGACGUGGAGAGAGCAGUUGAUGAGGUCAUACUUCAUUUCGGGAGCAUGUGUUGUACCAAAACAAAGUGUGAUGGCAUGGAUGCUUGGAUCUUUGAUAUCGAUGACACGCUUCUCUCUACCAUUCCGUACCACGAGAAGAAUGGCUUCUUUGGAGGAGAGAAGUUGAACUCUACAAAAUUUGAAGAUUGGAUGAGGAAGAGGAAGGCACCACCAGUGCCACACAUGGUGAAACUGUACCAUGACAUCAGAGAAAGAGGCAUCAAGAUCUUCUUGGUCUCUUCCCGGAAAGAAUAUCUCAGAUCUGCCACCGUUGACAACCUCAUCCAAGCCGGUUAUUAUGGCUGGUCCAACCUCAUCCUCAGGGGAAUAGAAGAUGAGAACAAGGAAGUUAAACAGUACAUGUCAGAGAAGAGAACAUGGCUGAUGGGUCUUGGUUACAGAGUAUGGGGAGUGAUGGGAAGCCAAUGGAGCAGCUUCGCAGGUUGUCCUCUUCCCAAGAGAACCUUCAAGCUCCCAAACUCCAUCUACUAUGUUGCCUGAUCAUUACAGUGCAAAACUUUGAUCCAAGCUUCUUGAAACAAGAAGAAGAAUCGAUAAAUAUGAGAGAACGGUUUUGAUUGUGAUUUUUAUUUUUGUUUUUCCUUUUCGGGUCAUCUUAUAUCAAGAGACUUAUGAAUAAAAAAGGUGUUUAUU